Molecule: messenger RNA, 1407 nt
Organism: Microthlaspi erraticum
Lineage: Eukaryota; Viridiplantae; Streptophyta; Magnoliopsida; Brassicales; Brassicaceae
Source: the annotation of a GenBank genome assembly
AUGAGACGAGAAAUCCAUGGAGCCGAUCUUGCUUCUGAAAGUUCACUUCUUGACAAAGAAACUCAAGACUCAUCGGCGACAACAACUACUACUACUCUCUUGUUUACCACUUUUGUAGCUGUGUCUGGUUCCUUCGUUUUUGGUUCAGCUAUAGGAUACUCAUCACCCGUUCAGUCCGAUUUAACCAAUGACUUGAAUCUCUCUGUGGCAGAGUACUCGCUCUUCGGUUCAAUUCUGACAAUUGGGGCAAUGAUUGGCGCAGCAAUGAGUGGCCGAAUCGCGGAUUUGAUAGGAAGACGAGCUACUAUGGGUUUCUCGGAGAUGUUUUGCAUUCUCGGCUGGUUAACUAUCUACCUUGCUAAGGUUGCAGUCUGGCUUGACGUUGGAAGAUUCUUGGUCGGUUAUGGGAUGGGUGUUCUUUCGUUUGUGGUUCCUGUAUACAUAGCUGAAAUCUCUCCUAAGGAUCUUCGAGGUAGUUUUACAACUGUUCAUCAGUUAAUGAUAUGUUUGGGUGUCUCAGUGACAUAUCUCUUAGGCUCUUUUGUUGGCUGGCGAAUUUUGGCUUUGAUCGGAUUGGUACCAUGUCUGGUACAAAUGAUAGGAUUAUUUAUCAUCCCAGAAUCUCCUAGAUGGUUGGCAAAAGUUGGCAGAUGGGAAGCAUUUGAGACUGCAUUGCAACGAUUACGGGGUGAAUCCGCAAAUAUUUCCUACGAAUGUAGUGAAAUCAAAGAUUAUACACAAAGAGUUUCACAAUUAUCAGAAGGUAGUAUAGUAGAUCUAUUCCAGCCACAAUACGCGAAAUCUCUAAUUGUUGGAGUUGGUCUAAUGGCACUGCAACAAUUUGGAGGGGUUAAUGGAAUCGCCUUUUAUGCAAGCUCUAUUUUUGCAUCUGCUGGGUUCUCUUCCAAAAUUGGAAUGAUUGCGAUGGUUGUCGUACAAAUACCGAUGACAACUUUAGGCGUAAUUUUGAUGGAUAAAUCAGGAAGACGACCUCUACUUCUAAUUUCUGCUGCUGGUACAUUUAUUGGGUGUUUCUUCGUCGGCCUAUCAUUUUCCUUACAGGGUGUAAAGCUGUUGGAUGGAAAAACUUCAUAUCUAGCACUCAUUGGCGUUUUGGUAUACACUGGAUCAUUCUCACUAGGGAUGGGUGGGAUCCCUUGGGUCAUUAUGUCAGAGGUAUUUCCUAUAGAUAUAAAAGGAUCAGCAGGAAGUCUUGUAACUGUUAUUAGUUGGGUUGGAUCAUGGAUUAUUUCAUUUGCAUUCAACUUCCUAAUGAAUUGGAGUCCUUCAGAAACAUUUUAUGGUUUUGCUACAGUUUGUGGGGCCACUGUUAUUUUUGUAGCAAAACUCGUACCAGAAACAAAAGGUCGAACACUUGAGGAUAUUCAAUCAUCGAUUGGUAUGUGA